AUGGCAGCCUGUGUGAAAACCAAUAAAUCCCAUGUCAUCUUUAAGAAGGUCUCUCGGGACAAGUCGGUGACCAUCUAUCUGGGGAAGAGAGACUACAUAGACCAUGUCAGCCGAGUAGAACCUGUAGAUGGAGUUGUCCUAGUGGAUCCUGAGCUUGUGAAAGGGAAGAAAGUGUAUGUCACUCUGACGUGUGCCUUCCGCUAUGGCCAGGAGGACAUCGAUGUGAUUGGCCUGACCUUCCGCAGGGACCUGUAUUUUUCUCGGGUCCAGGUAUACCCUCCUGUUGGGGCUGUGAGCGCCCCCACCCAACUGCAGGAGAGCCUGCUCAAGAAAUUGGGAAACAACUCGUAUCCAUUUCUGCUCACGUUUCCUGACUACCUGCCAUGUUCAGUGAUGUUGCAGCCUGCUCCACAAGAUGUUGGGAAGAGCUGUGGGGUCGACUUUGAGGUCAAAGCGUUUGCCACAGACAUCAUAGAUGCCAAAGAGGACCAGAUCCCCAAGAAGAGCUCUGUGCGGUUACUGAUCCGGAAAGUGCAGCAUGCCCCACCUGACAUGGGUCCCCAGCCCUGUGCUGAGGCAUCCUGGCAGUUCUUCAUGUCUGACAAGCCCCUGAACCUCUCAGUCUCCCUCACCAAAGAGAUAUUCUUCCAUGGAGAACCCAUCCCUGUGACUGUGACUGUGACCAAUAACACAGACAAGGUUGUGAAGAAGAUUAAUGUGUCAGUGGAACAAAUAGCCAAUGUGGUUCUCUACUCAAGUGAUUACUACAUCAAGCCUGUGGCCACAGAGGAAACACAAGAAAGAGUGCAGCCAAACAGCACGUUGACCAAGACGCUGGUGCUGGUGCCUCUGCUGGCUAACAACAGGGAGAGAAGAGGUAUCGCGCUGGAUGGGAAGAUCAAGCAUGAAGACACCAACCUGGCCUCGAGCACCAUCGUCAAGGAGGGCAUUGACAGGACUGUCAUGGGCAUCCUGGUGUCAUACCAUAUCAAGGUGAAGCUCACAGUGUCAGGCUUUCUAGGAGAGCUCACAUCCAGUGAAGUGGCUACUGAAGUGCCAUUCCGCCUCAUGCACCCACAGCCUGAGGACCCAGAAAAAGAAAGUGUUCAGGAUGAAAAUUUGGUUUUUGAGGAGUUUGCUCGUCAAAAUCUCAAAGACUCUGGAGAGAACACAGAAGGGAAGAAAGAUGAAGAUGGGGGCCAGGAUGAAUGA
Messenger RNA from Psammomys obesus (fat sand rat), 1212 nucleotides. RefSeq names its product S-antigen visual arrestin (gene Sag). The record is from RefSeq and is a predicted model, not a curated record. Gene Ontology annotation, biological process: G protein-coupled receptor internalization; signal transduction. Gene Ontology annotation, cellular component: photoreceptor outer segment; photoreceptor inner segment. Gene Ontology annotation, molecular function: G protein-coupled receptor binding. Lineage: Eukaryota; Metazoa; Chordata; Mammalia; Rodentia; Muridae. Bases 1 to 1212 code for a protein of 403 amino acids. The transcript is spliced from 15 exons.